AUGACCACGCCGUGCGCGCGCACACCGCUCCGCCAUGGCUGCGCCAUGGUCUUCGCCAUGGCCACGCCUCGCAAGCACCGGCCGAAAGGCCAUGCCUUUGGGCAUGCUCCGCCCGUUCCGAGCCCUUGCUCGCGGCCUACCACCGCGCUGUGGACAUUUCCCGUCUCCGCCUCGCCGCCGUCGAGGCCAAAGGCCACGCUUUUGGCCAUGCGACACCUUGAUCGAACCACCGCUGGAGCCACCAAGGAUGAGGAGGGGCCAGAUCUUCGCCCAGAAGACCGGACGCGCCCGCCGGACCUCGUCAUCGCCACGCCACCAGGAAGCCAUCGUCGCCCAGAGAGGAGGAGCCGUCCUGACGAGAAGGAGCUGACCGACGUCCCGGACGAUCAGAAGAUCCAGAAGGACUACCCCGACACCCGAAGGACCCAGAAGUACGUACCGGACGACCAGAAGACGUCAGAGACCAAGGAAGACCACGAAGACCUAUCAACUGCUGAUUCAGGAACUAUCACGACGAUACAGAGAGUCGGGUUCCCCUUUCGGCCGCCACUGCCACCGCCCAAUCUGCCCACCGCGCCACCGCCAGCCCGGCACCGCCCGCUGCCCCACCACCCGCCCGGCACCGCCCGCCGCGAACCUGCCACCGCGCCGCCGCCGCCACCACCGGCCGCGUGGCUCAAGCCAUCAUCCGCUCCUAACCCCCGGCACCACCGCCCGGCCGUGCCAGCGUACCCGAUCCCCGGCGCCCACGCCGCCGCGGACCGUCCCGGCGGCGCCGGAGCCUUCCUCCUCGGGGAGCGUCGAGAUCCGUCCGUCGGAGUCUCGGAGAUGACCCCUGCCGAGGCGCUGCACCUCCGGUCGUGCCUCGCCGGCGAGCUAGGCCGCGUCUGCGCGCUCCUCUGCCCCCAAGACGGCGAGUUCCCUUCUUCUCUACGCCUUCUCCUCCAGCAGGGCGCCACACCGCCGCCGCCAGUGCCUCAGCCCUCAUCUUCUCUAGCCCGGCGGCACUGCAAUCAAGCCAUCAGGAGCAAUUCGGGUAAACCCGAACCCGAAAUGUCGGGUUUUGAUUUUUGA
This is a messenger RNA of Panicum virgatum (switchgrass), 1074 nucleotides long. RefSeq names its product extensin-like. The record is from RefSeq and is a predicted model, not a curated record. The transcript is spliced from 4 exons. Lineage: Eukaryota; Viridiplantae; Streptophyta; Magnoliopsida; Poales; Poaceae. Bases 1 to 1074 code for a protein of 357 amino acids.